AUGUGGUUUUUAAAAUUUAAAUGUCCGAAAUUGGGGUUUCUGAUUGGUCGAAAUUUUAUUAUGUGGAAAAUGAUUUUCACGAAAAUCGUGGCUCCGCCAUUAUCUUGUAACGGGGCAGAAAUUGAGACGGCGUUGUCCAUACAUUCAGGGCCCAGCCCCAGCCCUUCUUCCUCUUGCGAAGAAAAUUGUACGCCACCAUCUAAAAAUUGUUAUCGUUUGGUUGUUUUGGGUUCUUCAAGAGUUGGUAAAACUUGUUUGGUCGCAAGAUUUUUAAAUAAUAAAUUCGAAGAGAGUUACACGCCCACAAUAGAAGAUUUUCAUAGGAAAUUGUAUAGGAUUCGUGGUGAAGUUCAUCAGUUGGAUAUUUUGGACACGUCGGGAAAUCAUCCUUUUCCAGCAAUGAGAAGGCUUUCAUUUUUGACAGGUGAUCUUUUCCUACUGGUUUUCAGCAUGGAUUCAAGAGAAUCAUUCGAAGAAGUUAUACGUCUUAGAGAGCAAAUACUCGAAACGAAAUUAAGUGCGACCGUUAACAGUAGCGGAGUAAGGAAAAGAUCGACGAAUUUAAGAGUUCCAAUGGUUAUUGUUGGAAACAAAUGCGAUAAAGAAAUGAAAACUGUCACACUCGACGAAGCCAAAUCGUUCGCGGCAACUCAAGACGAAAAUUGUUCGUUUGUCGAAACGUCGGCAAAGAAAAACAUUCGCAUAGAUGAUUUGUUUCACGAAUUGUUUGUCGUUUCCGGUUUACCCUUAGAAAUGGCGCCAAAUCAUCAUAAGAGAAUAAACGCACAAUUCGGAAGUCCUUGCACUUUGCCACCAUCCGCGACAUCAUCUCCGAAAUCUAAAAAAUGUACAAUUUCCAUUAAAAGAAGGCUUAGCGAUGCUUGCGGAGUCGUCGCUCCCAACGUUCGAAGGCCGAGCAUAAGAACGGAUUUGAUGAUGAUGAGAGCGAAAACGUCACAUUGUGGAAUAUCGAAUACGCAUAAUAAAUGUAUACUUCAGUGA
This is a messenger RNA of Pediculus humanus corporis (human body louse), 1002 nucleotides long. RefSeq names its product dexras1, putative. Lineage: Eukaryota; Metazoa; Arthropoda; Insecta; Psocodea; Pediculidae. The transcript is spliced from 6 exons. Gene Ontology annotation, molecular function: GTP binding; GTPase activity. Bases 1 to 1002 code for a protein of 333 amino acids. The record is from RefSeq and is a predicted model, not a curated record.